Molecule: messenger RNA, 1917 nt
Organism: Geosmithia morbida
Lineage: Eukaryota; Fungi; Ascomycota; Sordariomycetes; Hypocreales; Bionectriaceae
Product: ZnF C2H2
Exons: 3
Coding region: 1-1917 (638 amino acids)
Biological process (GO): regulation of transcription by RNA polymerase II
Cellular component (GO): nucleus
Molecular function (GO): RNA polymerase II cis-regulatory region sequence-specific DNA binding; DNA-binding transcription factor activity, RNA polymerase II-specific
Source: RefSeq, a predicted model, not a curated record
AUGGCUCUCGCUGCGCAGCCCGCAGGUCACCACAACUGGGGAAGAUGGAACCAGCAGGUCCCUCAGGACUACAGCAUGGUCGACAACGGAAACGUCAUGGUCUACGGCUCUUCGCGCCCCGAGCAGAGCUCCGACAUGAUGAACAGCUCAUUCAUGACGCCUCAGUACAUGGUGCCCGCCAACUCGUACAGCUCACCUGCCGGGGUCCAGCCGAUUCCUACCCCUCACUAUCAGGGACCAACAGCACCGCCUCCGCCGCCGCCGCCGCCGCCUCACCACCACCAUCACCACCACCACCACCACCCUCAGCAGCAGCAGCAACAGCAGCAGCAGCAGCAGCAGCAGCACCAGAACCAGCACCAGCAGCCGCAGCCGCAGCCGCAACCGCAACCGCAGCCGCUACCAGCAACGGCGCAGGGUUCGAAUCCGUACUCUCUUGCUCCGCCAUCCUACGGUGCGCACCCACCGCCGCACCACCUAGCUUCACUCGCUUCGAUAUAUCCGUACAGCAGGGCCGACUAUCACCAUCACCACCAACCACACCAGCAGCACCAGCCUCGGGCUAACCCUGCCGUAGCCGCCGCCGCCGUCGCCCCUGCCACUGCCACUGCCCCUGCCCCUGCCCCUGCCCCUGCCCCUCCUGCUGGCGGUCCUCCUUCUUCCUCCCGAGAUUCAGAGUUCAAGCCGUUCCUCCGCGACGGCCACAUGUCGCCGCCGCUGUCGAGGCGAGGAUCGGAGACGUCGAUGGAGAAGCCCGAGACGGCGGCCAUCAACCCGCCCACGCUCUACUCCAAGACCAUCACGGCCAACGCCACGCUCGACCCCAAGCACCGCGUCGAGUUCGAUACGGACGUCGACCAGCUCAUGAGGGCCAUCCAGGUCGACGGCGUCGACGACCCGCACCCGCACCCGCACCCGCACGCGAACUCGCCCACCCCGGCUCCCUCGUCUCCGCCCAAGGCCGCCGCCGUCGUCGACGAGGUGUCGGCCCGCUCCAGCCCGGUCAGCUCUGCCGGCUCGGCCGCCUCGCUCACCAGCUCGGGCAAGGCGAGGAAGUACACCUGCAACGGACCGGGCUGCAACAAGAGUUUCAGCCAAAAGACCCAUCUCGAUAUCCACAAGCGGACCCACACCGGGAACCGACCCUAUACCUGCAAGUUCGACGGCUGCAACCUGACCUUUUCUCAGCUCGGGAACCUCAAGACGCACGAGCGCCGCCACACCGGCGAACGCCCUUACAAGUGCAGCAGGUGCGACAAGACGUUUGCGCAGAAGGGAAACGUCAAGUCGCACGAGGAGACCCACGAAGGGAAGAAGCCGUACCGGUGCCUCCUUCAGGGAUGCGACAAGAAGUUUUCCCAGCUUGGGAAUAUGAAGACUCAUCAGAACAACUUCCACAAGGAAGCCCUCCACGAGCUGACGAUGCAGUUCGUCAAGUUCAACAAGGAAGGCCACGUCCCGGAAGAGUACCGUGAGAUCUUUGCCUACUUCAAGCUCCACUACAAGAACAGCAACAAGGGUAUCAAGGGGAGGGGGAAGGCUCGCAAGGUUGCCGGUGCCGGUGUCGGCAAGGGCACUUCCUCCUCCUCCUCUUCUUCAUCCUCUUCGUCCUCUUCUGGCUCCACCUCUUCGCCACGCCGGUCCAUCAUGGACUCUUCUCCCUCUUCCGUCUUCGACCGAGCCUCGAACAGGGACGGCGGCAGCAACGGCAACAGGCUGUACACCGUGUCCAACGGUCCUCAACUCGCCGGUCCCAUAUCGGAGAGCGUCCCCCGGAACGGUGGCGGUGGUCCGUACGGUUCCGGUUCCGGUCCUGAUCCUGCCCCUGCGCAUCUAUUCAAGCACGAGUCUUCGAUGUUCUAUGACGAGCACCACCACGGUCGACACCACAUUGCUUUCUCCGAACGCUUCUAUUAA